Messenger RNA from Spathaspora passalidarum NRRL Y-27907, 1380 nucleotides. RefSeq names its product protein kinase regulatory subunit. Gene Ontology annotation, cellular component: Atg1/ULK1 kinase complex; phagophore assembly site. Gene Ontology annotation, biological process: activation of protein kinase activity; piecemeal microautophagy of the nucleus; autophagy of peroxisome. Gene Ontology annotation, molecular function: molecular adaptor activity; protein kinase activator activity. Lineage: Eukaryota; Fungi; Ascomycota; Pichiomycetes; Serinales; Debaryomycetaceae. The record is from RefSeq and is a predicted model, not a curated record. The coding region runs from base 1 to 1380 and encodes 459 amino acids. The transcript has a single exon.
AUGACCAUUAGUCAACACGAAGUACUCCGAUGGUCCACUGAAGCACAACACACACUCGAGAGAGCCCAGAAGAUAUGCACCAGCGCACAAGCAUCGUUGCAUUCCACCCAGAAUGAAUUGUCGGUGCACCUUCCAGAUAUAAUGGAUGCCGUGGAGUUUCUCUACGAUGCACUUGCACGACAACACGAGACAGUUUUGCGGAUCACAGAAUCUUUGAAAAGACAUGUGAGGACAAAAGUGGAUUCAGUGUUUGAGGAGUUUGGCAGUGUGUUGGAUCCAGCCGUGGAGAAACUCGAUGGGAUAAUCUCGCAACUUCGCAGUACCACGGUGCCGUUGUUCUUACUCAGGGAGAAAGAGGAAGAGGAGCAGGAGGACGGUAAGUCACUUGCCGACUUUAUAGCCAUGGACUCGAUAGCCCUUCUCAAACAGAAUAUCAACAUAUACAAAUCCAAUUGUGGCAGGUUGCGAAAGGCUCUUCUUGGCAAUUUCGAGGAUAUCCUCGAGUACAACAUGAAGAUGAAUAAGCAAUUCAGUCAAAUCAAAAAAAGGUACGAGAAUCUCGUCCCUCUCAAAGUCGAGAUCAAGUCUAUCCAAAGCAAGGAGUCAACCAUCGGCACUGUCCUCCGAGAAAACCAGGCCCUUGAAAAUGAACUUGUCUCCAUCUUGGAAAUGUUGACUAACCACUACGAUCAAUGCAUGAAAGCAGUUGAACUAAUAUCCAAGGGAAACACCACGGGCAUAAACCUUGAAGUACUACAGGGAGAUGUGAGAGAACUCCCUGACGUGGCUAAAGAAUUAAAUGCAGUGUAUGAAAUCAUCCUCAAAAAUGAAGAACGGUCACAGAAGUACUUGCACACGGAAACCAUUGAAGCGACGAUAACUCUACUCCAACAAGAACUACAAACGUACCGAACCUUCAAAACCACUGCACUUCCUAAGUUCAUCCUUCUUCUUUCCGAAUGUGAAAACAAACUUCAAAUCAGUUCAAUUCCAUCAACUGCGGAAACGCCCACACGACUUUAUGUGCAAAUUCUCGAAGAGUUGACGUUCCACUACACGCAAUUCCUCCACAUUUACAAGACAAAAUACUUGUCAGAACUAUACCACGAACAGUACACAUACCCCAGGAAGUUUCUCAAAAAGCUAACCGAGUUGCUCAAUCAAGACAUGUAUAGAAUACAGUUGGAGGAAACAGAGCGGAGAAAACAGUGGACGGCAAAAUAUGGCAAUUUCAUCCCUAAGGAGUUCAAUCUCGAGUUGGAAUUGCCAAGUAUCGUCCAGAUAAUCACUGAGGGACUUGAGAAUAUACAGAGUGGUGAAGCUGAGUUUAACGAAGGCAAGGAAAAGGAGUUGUUAGAUUUGAUUAAAUUGACUAAAUAG